UCCUCUUGUAAUUUUGCGUGCGGUAUUCCCGGCAUGCCUGGCAAGCAUGGUUCCAAUGGAGCACCCGGUCGUGACGGACGUGACGGACGUGAUGGCCGUGAUGGAGCUAAAGGUGAUCAAGGAUUAAAGGGGAAGACUGGACCUCAGGGACCUCCUGGUGAUACGGGACUUUCUGGUGCCGAGGGACCUGCUGGUGCUAAAGGAGAUCGUGGACCCCAGGGUCCUCCGGGACCUAAAGGGGCAUCUCAACUGAUGCCUUAUAAGAAUUGGAAAGAAUGCGUCUGGAGAAACUUGAAUGAUGGAAAGGACAAUGGUCUGAUCCAGGUAAUUUAUGUAUUAAGGACUUUUAAUAAAAGGACGAUAUUCAUAUUCAUCCACUAUAGCUGAUCUUAUUGAUUAUGACUAAUUUGAGGAUGCUGUUAGGUGAGUUGAAGACGCCAAAAUUGACACGACGAGCUUAGCCUCGUUCCAAGUGAAUUCAAACCUUCCUGGAUUUAUAAAAGAGGGUCUGUUAAAUUGAAAAUACAUUUGAGAAAAAUUCUUAAAACUGCGCAAAAUAUUAUAGAACUGAGUAAUCGAUCAGAGAUUCAGGACCUGAAAAGUUUACUACAGCAAUAAAAGCUGUUUUAAAGUUUCCAACUUAAAGGUUGAGUUAGGCGAAGAAAGCCUGUCAACCGUUCUUCUGUUAGAAGGAAUGUCGAUCAGGUUACCUACCAUCUACAAGUACGUACGUAGUAGGGCUACUGAUCUGACACUUCCUAAAUCGAAGAGAGAUUUGCUAAAAAGAAGUUUUAAAUGAGGCGGAGCCAUGCUACAGAGCUAACUCUCGAACAGAGCAAAACUGGUCGAGUCAUGCCCUUAAUCAUUUAAGAAGUUCAUCAGAAUGUAGGUGGCUCUUCCUAAGCUGUAGCUCUAUGUCUUUAUGGUAACACGUUUAAAUGUCUUUCCUUAGUAGAAGUAGUAGUCGUUGUAGUAGUAGUAGUAGUAGUAGUAGUAGUAAUUGUAGAAUUAAUCGAGUGAUUUAAUAUAACGAUUUUAUUUGUAGCCACGCCUUUAUGGAUUCAGCCGAGUGUUAGUGGGGCAAACGUGUUUCUGUUUUGACCCAAUUUUUUUAAAUUAAGUUUUACCUACCUCCCUAAUUAGCUACUCUCCUGAAUUUAAUAAGCAUCACGAUAAACAAAAGUUGGUAAAAACGAGCCACGAUCUGUAACAUGGGACGGAAGGCCAAGGACAGAAGAUCCACAUAGAAAUCAAAGCAGUAGUAUUAAUCAAAUUUAGCCUAUUAUUACCGGGUAAAAAGGUCUUUUGACUAAUAACAGCUUUGUAUUAAAUUUCCUAUGUUUUAAUGUUUGACAGGAAUGUAUCUUCAAGAAAAAACUUUCUGAUACUGCCCUACAUGUUUACUGGACGGGUGCGUUGAGGAUUCACGCCUGUAAUCGCUGCUGCAAACGUUGGUACUUCACUUUCGAUGGCGCUGAGUGUUCUGGACCUCUGCCCAUUGACGGAGUGGCUUACAUGCAAACAGGUGCUAGUCAAGAUCUCCAUCGUGUCCGCCAUAUUGAGGGACACUGUAACAACAUUGACAAAGGACAAGUGCGCGUUGGAUUCUGGAUCGGAAAUUGCGCCUCAUAUGGGAACGCUGAUGGGUACACAGGAUGGAAUUCAGUAUCCCGGAUCUUUGUUGAAGAGGUUCCCAAAGCGCAAGCUUAA
Molecule: messenger RNA, 1710 nt
Organism: Porites evermanni
Lineage: Eukaryota; Metazoa; Cnidaria; Anthozoa; Scleractinia; Poritidae
Source: the annotation of a GenBank genome assembly